Aureobasidium uvarum is the source of this 780-nucleotide messenger RNA. Lineage: Eukaryota; Fungi; Ascomycota; Dothideomycetes; Dothideales; Saccotheciaceae. The record is from the annotation of a GenBank genome assembly.
AUGCCUCUCACAACAGUACCAACCCCGCCCGGCCUUUUCGAACAGCGACAAUCGCCGAAUGCUGGUAUUGGAGUCUUCGCCAUCGCCGCCAUCCCUUCGGGCACUCGUAUUCUCUGCGAAGCUCCGCUCUUUGCGCUUCCUGACGACGACGAUGUCAUAGAAUGUUACCUGACAAUCAAGGAUCUGCCCUUGGAUCAGCAAUCUCUCUUCUGGUCACUCGCUGCAUCCUCGAGUCCCCCUGGAGAUACCGAUUGGAUUGGCGAAUUACGAGACGCCUGUGAUGACCGUCUCACCAUACACGCCCUUCGCGACAUCCGCCCUGGUGAAGAGAUAUGCACUGCCUACAUCGAUAUCUGCCAUGACACAGCAGAGAGACGUCGCAUCCUGCAUCACUGGGGAUUCAAAUGCUGCUGCGAGGCUUGCGAGACACAAGAUCCAGCGCGCGAAGCUCGAAGAAGCAAGCUAGAAGAGCUUAUGACUGUCAUGCAAAGGAGGGAAAACAAAAGAUCUUUCGAGAACUGGGGCACCUGGGAUUACGCCGAAGCUCUUGCGACCGUGGAGAAGAUCAUCUGUCUCAUGCUGGAGGAUGGCCUGGAGGAGACAGAUACACUGGGCGUAGCCUACGAGAACGCAGCCGAGUACAAUCUUGCCAUGGGCUGCAAGGAAGAUGCUGUCAAAUGGGCCGAAAAGGAUCUCGAGAUUGAACGCAAGUGCUGCGGCGAGGAUAGUGAUGAAUAUGCCAACGCAUUGAAGUUGCUGGAAUCUGCACGAGCGGCUUAG